Messenger RNA from Cercospora beticola, 2258 nucleotides. The record is from RefSeq and is a predicted model, not a curated record. NCBI's taxonomy places the organism in Eukaryota, Fungi, Ascomycota, Dothideomycetes, Mycosphaerellales, Mycosphaerellaceae.
CUUCUUUUCUAUUAGUUGCCGAGCUUUGCGUGAAGAGGCCGUCAUCUGAUAAUUGCAACACCGUCAUGGGCCGUCACCUCCGUGCCUAGCCUGAUCGGAGUAAGUGGCUUGUAAUCAAUGCCGUCUUCAUUGUUCGAGAACAUGCUCGCGAGUAGUGCGCGCAGGCGUGGUAGAAAAGUGCAGGAGAGCCGCCGAUUCCACAACUGCCCUUCCUUCGAACAAAGAACCCACAACGGGAAGGCGGCAGUGGCACCUCGAAUUAGCACAGCAAGAGGCAGCAGCAAGUACUCUUGUCACUACUGAUCUCCGCGACCCGACAACGGUGUGCAACAGAAAGCUCAGGCACUGGCUCCACAUAAACCGUGCAAUCGCCCUUCUCAUACGCACACAGCGCCCAGGGUCCACACAGGCACUCAAUUUCCUCUUGUCGAUAAAGAGUAACGAUCAGACGCCCACCUGGCCGACGGUAGAAGAAGCCGAAUCGUCGCUGCUAGCUGUGCCUCACUAGCACAAACAUCGACAUAUCGCAAAUCACAAACAAAGACCAGCCCACGCGGCAUUGUCACGACAAGGAGACAAACAAGCCAGGAGACCGUCUCGUGACAACGACGUCAACCGCCUGUGCAUCGCGAUUUUAAUUCAAGAAAAGCGUGGGCGUGCUCCAGCGCGCGACCCGGCGGCAGCACAAAGUACAGCGAGCCACCAGCCAGCAUAGACGCGCAGCUCGUUUGUCGGUUAUUAGUCUCCAUUCACGACCCACCGCUUGGCUUGCAUCCAUUUCCAAGACGCAGGCGUGCAUCACUUCCGCUAGUGGUGCUGCGAGGUGUAACGACCAGACGCACUUUGGGGAGCUUGCUCGUGAUCGCAUGUCUUCCAACGCCGCCACCAAGCUGCAUUCGCUCUCUGCUACUGCCACAUCAUCAGCACGCUCGCGGCCCAACACCACGACGACAACCACGACCGCUCCUGCCCGAGGACGUUCACCCACCCCCGGCUUCUAUUCCGGUUUGGCUGCUCCGAGAGGGAUGCCUUCGCCACGCACCUCGCCCGCCAUGAGACCAACUUCACCUCUGUCGCCUGGCUAUAAGAACUCAGGUCACUUCGACGGUUUCCAAUCACCACCACAACGACCAAUGCAUUCACGAACGAGCAGCGGUCAGCACCAUCACCACACCCAACAGCAACAGCGACGAGCUCCGAGCAACUCGCUGCGGUUGCCGUCACUUCCGAGAUUCCAUCCCGCGAAUUUCCCAUCUGCGCAGAGCAGUCUCAAUUCCACGCCAGAUGUCAAUUCCCAUGCCUCCUCACCACAACCGCCAAUGUCUCCGAGGCAAUACCAGCGACUGUACAACGAUGCACAGAAACAACUGUACUUCAAUCAUCGGGAACUCUUCUCCACAGCCGUUGGUGGCAAACCAGUCAGUCCACGAUUGCAACCUCUAGGAAGUCCUGGACCUGUAACGCCACUGGAGCUCGAGGGUGAAGAAGGCUACCUCAUCGCUGGCGCCCGGAGCAUGAACACCUCUGCGGCAACGCCUUCAGAUGUCGCAGAGAAAAUGGUCAAGGCCGAAGUUCAACGUCAGCGAACCUCGGAAACUGGCAGCCUGAGGCAAGCUUCACGAUGAUGAACCUGGAUGAAGUUCAACCUUCAUCACCAACGAACCUCUUCGUAAUGUGCGCGCGUGCAGUACAACCACGAAUACGCGACACUCUCGGCCUUUUCUGGUACACGACAAUAGCAUAGCGAGGUCUCUUCAUCAUGGUCCUCGCACAUUGGGCACAAGGCAAAGGCGUUUUUAUUUUGUAUCGGCGGCGUAAGGAAAAAUACCCCUCGAGACCACAGAAUGGAAGGAGGUCUGGAAGACGACGACGUCGACGGUAACCCAGGAGGUUAGCCAGAAAAAGAAUAUUCCACAACACACAGCGGUCUUCGCCAUCAACGAGUCCGCUAUUCCCUUGGUUCGGCAAACGGAUUCCCUUUGGUUCUACAUUUUCGGAAUACGGAAUGUUAUCUAUAGCGGAGCGUUUCUGCUCGCAGCUCGUGGCUCGUUUGCAUCACGCAGGCUGGCUUUGUUCCUCUACGCGCAUCAUCAUCUGGCGCUCGUCUUUUCUUGGCAUUAGCUUCUGUAUGUACUGAUAUGGUUGUACGAUGUCAGACCGAAGCGAGUCGGAUACAGAUAGCUAGACAGAGAGAUGGAUGAAGCAUCCAGUCAAUGUAGAUGUACAACAGCAAUUGAAAGAAAACCUCAUCAUUGAGC